Molecule: messenger RNA, 1008 nt
Organism: Striga hermonthica
Lineage: Eukaryota; Viridiplantae; Streptophyta; Magnoliopsida; Lamiales; Orobanchaceae
Source: the annotation of a GenBank genome assembly
AUGCGAAGGCAGCUCUGUUUGAAGCUCUUCUCAAAGAUUCCAAAUAAUGUCUGGUCUACGAACACCACAAAUUCGAUCUCCUCGAAUCCAAUUCUCUCAUCGUCAAUCGUGAAAACCAGUGGGAAACCCUUGUACCAGCAGCCCUUUUCACAGCAUUCCACGCUUUCGCAUUCCCAGUUAUGGAAAUUUUGCGGCCCGAAUGGAGUUUAUGGGAGGAUUCAAAACGGGGUUUUGCCGGGCCCUGCUCUGGCCAGGAGGUUUUGUUCGAGACCCCUUUUCAGGGGGCAGAGCAAAUUUCCUGUUAAUGGGGCGAUUAGAGUUUACUGGCGGAGAUUUUUUCACUCGUUUGAUUCUCAGCGGCGUGGCUGGAGAUCAGGUUUAAGACAGUUUACAGCUGAUGGAGUUGUUAUAGGCUUGAUAGUCGCAAAUGUUGCUGUUUUUGUAUUAUGGAGAGUAGCAAGCCCUGAAUUUAUGGUGAAGAAUUUCAUGAUUUCCGUAGACAAUUUUACAAGCGGCAGGCUGCACACGUUGAUAACUUCUGCCUUCAGCCACAACGAGAUGUGGCAUCUUAUUACAAACAUGGUUGGGCUCUACUUUUUCGGACUGAGUAUAGGAAGAACUUUUGGACCGGAAUACUUGCUGAAAUUAUAUCUGUCUGGUGCGGUUGUUGGCUCAAUCUUUUAUUUAGCAUAUCAUGGCUUCAUAGCUCCAUCAUUCCAGCAUGAACUUUGGCAAUUGAUGAUUUGCGCAACUUACUUCCAGGGUGCAAGUGGAGCUGUGAAUGCAAUUUUGCUUCUCGAUAUAUUUCUAUUUCCAACAAAGACCCUCUAUCUCGACUUCAUUAUACCCGUUCCAGCUAUUUUACUGGGAAUAUUUAUCAUUGGUAAAGAUGUCUUGAGGAUAUUGGAGGGUAAUACUCAAAUUUCAGGAUCGGCUCAUUUGGGUGGAGCUACGGUUGCUGCCUUGGCGUGGGCCCGCAGUAGAAGGGGCCGUUUUUGGCGAUUCUAA